AAUUAAAAAAAAAAAAAAUUAUGUAAACAUGUGUAAACUGUUCCACCAAAAGAUAUUUUCAAACUAUUUCACACUUCGAUCUAAUUGAACCAUUCUCAUAAUUCACUCUCAUACAUAGAUCAACGUACAAUGUGAUCUCAUGCUUAACUUAAGUUUCGAAGCUUCGCUUUCUCGAAAGUGAAACCGCCAACGUGACUUCUGUUAUUCUUGAUUUCCACCUUGUUUCGAGUCUCUUCCUGACUUCAAUUGUAUCGCAGAAUUUAAUUUCAACACCCACGAUGUGUACUUAUCGGACAAUUCUUAAUAAAUUUUCGUCGUGUUCGUGAUUUAACAGUAGAACUUAAUAAUCAUCUCUCAGAAUCUGCAGGUUUUAUCAGUUUAUAUUAAAAAGAAAGAUGUAUCAUCAAUGGCAAUUGUCGUGUCGCAGGUGAUAAAAUAUCUGAUAACAGUGUUCUUUCGCGGAAUAACAUAACCUACGAAACGAGAAGAUACGACACGUUUUGAUUUUCUCUGCUCUAAGCUUCACACGUGCGCGUAUCGAUCACGAGGUGCUGAUGAUUGUUUGAAAAUAGGGAAAAAUGUGGCUGAAGGACGUGAAUGACGACGCCUUGCCGGCUGCGAAUUUCGUGAACUCGCGGCGCUGCGUCCAAAACGAAAUACAAGUCGCCACAAUACGAACAAUUGGGUUUUACAUUGCUGAAAGAUCGUCUGGUGUCCCUGGGAUAUCCGCAGGAAAUUAAAGCAUUUGAGUACGACCCUAGUUUUCCGGUGCGGGGAUUAUGGUUCGAUACUCUUUACGGGAAUCUUCUUAAAGUGGAUGCCUAUGGGAAUAUCUUGGUUUGCGUUCACGGUUUUGAAUUUUUGAAACAUUCACAAGUAUACGAGCUUUAUCCAAAUAAAUUCUUACAAUUGGACGAGUCCAGAGUAUACGUGCUCAAUACGUUGUUCAAUCUUCCUGAGACAUAUUUAUUAGCCUGUUUGAUAGACUUUUUCACAAAUUCACCGCAAUACUCGCGAGAGAAAACAGGAGUGAAAGAGGGAGAGCUUACGAUGAGUUUUAAAAGCAUAUUCCAAGAUGUGCGAAACGCUGUGGACUGGAUACACCUUCACGGUGAUUUGAAAACGAAGACUAUAGAAAAUUUGGACGAAUACGUGAAGAAAGAUAAGAGACUGCCAAUGUUUCUUAAUAGGAUCAGAGAAAGUGGGGCAAAAGUAUUUCUUUUAACGAAUAGCGAUUACGUCUUUACCGAUAAAAUCAUGACUUACCUGUUCGAUUUUCCACAUGGUGCAAAGCCUGACGAACCGCACAGAAAUUGGAAAACGUAUUUUGAUACUAUCGUAGUAGAUGCUAGAAAACCGUUAUUUUUUGGCGAGGGUACGAUUUUGCGGCAGGUGGACACUAAAACCGGAGCUUUAAAACUUGGAACGCACAAAGGGCCGCUUCAUACAGGAGAGGUUUAUUCAGGAGGCUCGUGUGACGUGUUCACCGAAUUAAUAGGUGCAAAGGGUAAAGACGUGUUAUAUGUUGGUGAUCAUAUCUUCGGUGAUAUUUUAAAAAGUAAAAAGAUCAGAGGGUGGAGAACAUUUUUAAUAGUGCCUGAACUGGUACAAGAGCUUCAUGUUUGGACGGAUAAAUGUCAAUUGUUCGCCGAGUUACAAAAUUUAGAUGUUAUGCUAGGAGAAAUGUACAAAAAUUUAGAUAGCAGCACAAAAGAAAAGCCUGAUAUUUCUAAGCUGCGAACAUCUAUAAGAGACGUUACGCACAAAAUGGAUUUAUCUUACGGAAUGAUGGGUUCAUUGUUCCGCAGUGGAAGUAGGCAAACCUUCUUCAGUAGUCAAGUAGUGAGGUAUGCUGAUCUUUACGCAGCAACCUUUUUAAAUCUCAUUUAUUAUCCAUUUUCGUACAUGUUCCGAGCCCCGGCUAUGUUGAUGCCUCACGAGAGUACAGUUGCUCACGAACAAAGAUUUGUUAUGGAAACACCAAUGAUCAGUCGAUCUCGGACAUUCAAGCUCGCAGAAGAAGAAGAAGAACAGAAUAAACCUACUAAAACUUUGUACAUGGACUGUCCCAAUAAUCAAAUACCGCAUGCAAGGCCAGAAACUCCGCGUAAUGUGACACACACUCAUGAUGAAGAUUGCAGUGAUGAAGAUAGUGACUCUCAGAAACAAGCAAAUCACGUAAGAUCGUGCACAAGGAAUUCUAAUUGCAAAUGAAUUAUUUUCACUGUUAUUUCUUCUUUCAGUUACAUGUUUCUACAUUCUCUUUUAACCAUUCAUUAAAAUAUUAUUAAAGGAUUGAAUAGAAUCCUAUUACAUAGAUAUCCAGCUUAAAAGUCUUGAUCGAAUCUACUGAAAUUAAUUAAUAGUAUUUUUCAAUUCAUAUUAAGUUUCAAUUACAUUUAUCGAAUAUAUAUUCCAAAAUGAAUAUAACAUAUAAUGUUAAUAUAUAUUAUAGAAACUCAAUUCUUUUUUUUUAUUGUCAUGAUUUAAAAAGUUACAAAAUAUAAAUUAUUAUAAACGUUAAUGUAAAUUAAUUUACACAUUUAUAUUUCUUUAUUGAUUUAAUUUAAUAUUUAUUUAAAUGUAUGUAAAAUAGUACAAGCUAUAUACAAAAAAGUUCAAGUAGUCAUAUACAAGUUUAUAAAUUUAUAUAUAAAUGUUAAACUGAAAGCCAAUCAAAUAGGAUAUUGUCAAUAGAAGUUGUUCGUUUACUUAUAUUAGUAAUGAAAUUUUUAUAAAAGAUAAUAGAAUUUAAUAUUUUAUUGGCUAACAACACGAUAAUAUCGUUUGAUCGUGUAUUAUUUUUAACGUGAAUGAUUCUCGCACAAGAAAUUGGCAUUCAUAGUAAUAUUAAAUAGGUGCAAUAUGAAAUAUAUCUUAAUACUGAAUUUUUCUAGGUAUGUACUACACGUUUUAUAAGUUCAAUCUUACAUAAUAUAAUUAUAAACUUGUUAUGUAUUGUAUAUAAUAAGUGUUAUGACUAUUGAAGGUAGUGUAAGUUUGAGUAUUAGGCUAGUCUUUUUACAUGAAAUUUUAUUAAUACGACAAGUGAAUGACAUAGUGAAUGACAUAGUAAAAUUUAAAAUAAAAAAUUAACUCGAACUAUUAAUUUUUGUCUAUAUAGAUGUGUAAGUUUAUUACAAUUAUGAAAAAUUUAGAAAUAG
Molecule: messenger RNA, 3164 nt
Organism: Heterotrigona itama
Lineage: Eukaryota; Metazoa; Arthropoda; Insecta; Hymenoptera; Apidae
Source: the annotation of a GenBank genome assembly